AUGACCUUAUUACACUCUAUUGCUCAACAACUAUUGGGAUGGCCUCUCUAUCUUUUCGCAAAUGUUACUGGUCGUGGUAUAGGAAAGAAGAAUGGAUUCGGCAACGGAGUAAAUCAUUUUGAUCCAAGUAGUCCACUAUUUGAAUCCAAAGAUGCUGGCCUUAUUAUACUUAGUGACAUUGGAAUCGGAAUAAUGGCCAUGAUUCUUGCAAUUCUCUGUAGAGUCUAUGGUAUCAGCAACAUGACGAUCUGGUAUUUUAUUCCCUACCUAUGGGUAAACCAUUGGCUUGUAGCCAUCACUUUCCUGCAGCAUACCGACCCAUCUUUGCCCCAUUAUGCGGGUGCAAGCUGGAAUUAUGUUCGUGGAGCUGCAGCCACAAUAGACCGUGAGUUCGGUUUCAUUGGUCGCACACUAUUCCAUGGGAUAAUCGAAACCCACGUCCUCCAUCAUUACGUGAGCACAAUCCCAUUUUAUCAUGCAGACGAGGCUACAGAGGCCAUAAAAAAAGUCAUGGGCAAACAUUAUCGCUCUAACGUAGAUGGGGGAUCUAUCGGAUUUUUGAAGAGCUUGUGGACUACCGCACGCUGGUGCCAGUGGGUCGAGCCGUCAGAUGGUGCAAUUGGAGAGGGGAAGGGUGUUUACUUCUUUCGUAAUCACAAUGGGCUUGGACAAAAGCCGUUAAAGAUGAGUGCCAGAGAAACUUUUGGUUCAAAGGAGAUUGAUUCAUAG
Messenger RNA from Blumeria graminis f. sp. triticale, 729 nucleotides. The record is from the annotation of a GenBank genome assembly. NCBI's taxonomy places the organism in Eukaryota, Fungi, Ascomycota, Leotiomycetes, Helotiales, Erysiphaceae.